This is a messenger RNA of Procambarus clarkii (red swamp crayfish), 2316 nucleotides long. The record is from RefSeq and is a predicted model, not a curated record. NCBI's taxonomy places the organism in Eukaryota, Metazoa, Arthropoda, Malacostraca, Decapoda, Cambaridae.
AUGAGAGCAGCUGCAACACUGCAGCAGCAGCGGCAGUUAGGGAGCUGUUUGAAAGUAGCUUCGACAGUUUGGGUAAGAUUGAGAGCAGUUGCAACAGCUUCAACAGUUACUUGGUACUGUGAGUGCGACUACAAUAGCCGAGGCUUCCAAAACAGCCACUACAACAACGACUACAAUAGCCGAGGCUUCCAAAACAGCCACUACAACAACGACUACAAUAGCCGAGGCUUCCAAAACAGCCACUACAGCAACGGCUACAAUAGCCGAGGCUUCCAAAACAGCAACUACAACAGCGACUACAAUAGCCAAGGCUUCCAAAACAGCCACUACAACAACAGCUACAAUAGCCGAGGCUUCCAAAACAGCAACUACAACAACGACUACAAUAGCCGAAGCUUCCUAAACAGCAACUACAACAACGACUACAAUAGCCGAGGCUUCCAAAACAGCAACUACAACAACGACUACAAUAGCCGAGGCUUCCAAAACAGCAACUACAACAACGACUACAAUAGCCGAGGCUUCCAAAACAGCAACUACAACAACGACUACAAUAGCCGAGGCUUCCAAAACAGCAACUACAACAACGACUACAAUAGCCGAGGCUUCCAAAACAGCAACUACAGCAACGACUACAAUAGCCGAGGCUUCCAAAACAGCAACUACAACAACGACUACAAUAGCCGAGGCUUCCAAAACAGCCACUACAACAACGACUACAAUAGCCGAGGCUUCCAAAACAGCAACUACAGCAACGACUACAAUAGCCGAGGCUUCCAAAACAGCCACUACAACAACGACUACAAUAGCCGAGGCUUCCAAAACAGCAACUACAACAACGACUACAAUAGCCGAGGCUUCCUAAACAGCAACUACAGCAACGACUACAAUAGCCGAGGCUUCCAAAACAGCAACUACAACAACGACUACAAUAGCCGAGGCUUCCAAAACAGCAACUACAACAACGACUACAAUAGCCGAGGCUUCCAAAACAGCAACUACAACAACGACUACAAUAGCCGAGGCUUCCAAAACAGCAACUACAACAACGACUACAAUAGCCGAGGCUUCCAAAACAGCAACUACAACAACGACUACAAUAGCCGAGGCUUCCAAAACAGCAACUACAGCAACGACUACAAUAGCCGAGGCUUCCAAAACAGCCACUACAACAACGACUACAAUAGCCGAGGCUUCCAAAACAGCAACUACAACAACGACUACAAUAGCCGAGGCUUCCUAAACAGCAACUACAACAACGACUACAAUAGCCGAGGCUUCCAAAACAGCAACUACAACAACGGCUACAAUAGCCGAGGCUUCCAAAACAGCAACUACAACAACAGCUACAAUAGCCGAGGCUUCCAAAACAGCCACUACAACAACGACUACAAUAGCCGAGGCUUCCAAAACAGCAACUACAACAACGACUACAAUAGCCGAGGCUUCCAAAACAGCCACUACAACAACGACUACAAUAGCCGAGGCUUCCAAAACAGCAACUACAACAACGACUACAAUAGCCGAGGCUUCCAAAACAGCAACUACAACAACGACUACAAUAGCCGAGGCUUCCAAAACAGCAACUACAACAACGACUACAAUAGCCGAGGCUUCCAAAACAGCAACUACAACAACGACUACAAUAGCCGAGGCUUCCUAAACAGCAACUACAGCAACGACUACAAUAGCCGAGGCUUCCAAAACAGCAACUACAACAACGACUACAAUAGCCGAGGCUUCCAAAACAGCAACUACAACAACGACUACAAUAGCCGAGGCUUCCAAAACAGCAACUACAACAACGACUACAAUAGCCGAGGCUUCCAAAACAGCAACUACAACAACGACUACAAUAGCCGAGGCUUCCAAAACAGCAACUACAACAACGACUACAAUAGCCGAGGCUUCCAAAACAGCAACUACAACAACGACUACAAUAGCCGAGGCUUCCAAAACAGCAACUACAGCAACGACUACAAUAGCCGAGGCUUCCAAAACAGCCACUACAACAACGACUACAAUAGCCGAGGCUUCCAAAACAGCAACUACAGCAACGACUACAAUAGCCGAGGCUUCCAAAACAGCAACUACAGCAACGACUACAAUAGCCGAGGCUUCCAAAACAGCCACUACAACAACGACUACAAUAGCCGAGGCUUCCAAAACAGCCACUACAACAACGACUACAAUAGCCGAGGCUUCCAAAACAGCAACUACAACAACGACUACAAUAGCCGAGGCUUCCAAAACAGCCACUACAACAACGACUACAAUAGCCGAGGCUUCCAAAACAGCAACUACAACAGUCGCUAG